Molecule: messenger RNA, 546 nt
Organism: Rotaria socialis
Lineage: Eukaryota; Metazoa; Rotifera; Eurotatoria; Philodinida; Philodinidae
Source: the annotation of a GenBank genome assembly
AUGCCACAACAAAAUGAACAUUUAUCUUUUAAAUCAGAUGCUAUUGUCUCAGAUAUUGACUAUUCCGAAGCUCGUACUAUUCUUGAUUUAACAAUUACAAAACAAAAAGAGCUUCGUCGACAACGUUCACAAACAUUACAUACACAAUUACUACUGAAGCGAACCUAUUUACAUGUUUGUCAAUUAUUAGAUUCGGAAUGUUCAAAUGAAAAACCGAAAACAUUACCAUUAUCAAUAGUGGAUACAAACAAACGAAAAAUAUCUUCACACAAUCAUGAUCUAUCAUCCAAAACUAAGAAAAGUAAAAAUUCUAUAGAUAAUGAUAUUCUUCAGUUUCUUCGCGAAUUGAAUUCAACCAAAAUAGCAAACAGUGAAUACAUCGAACUCUCUUCAUCGGUUCGGCAAUCGAUGCCAAUGGUAGCCGUCGUUAAAAAAAUAAUGACGCCACAUACACCAGUCCUUGUUAUGAUUGAAACAUUAUAUGGCAUAUUGAAAGUGACAAGUGGCAUGCGAAUAAGUUUCUCUGAAGGCUACAAUUUUGAAUGA